AUGCAUGCCACUAUAUUGGCAUACAUUUUCUCAUUGGUGGAAGCUGGCCGUGUGACAGUCCCACUAGGACCGACUCCAGAUAAUAUUUUGUACAUACAGGAAUAUGUGGCAAAUUUGUUAAAGACUGCAUUCUCUCAUUUGUCUGACAAUCAGAUCAAAAUAACUGUGCAAGGACUCUUCCAUUUGGACCAAGAUAUUCCUGCUUUCAAAGAUCACCUAAGAGAUUUCCUUGUUCAGAUAAGAGAAUACACUGGCGAAGAUGACAGCGAUUUGUAUUUGGAAGAACGUCUUUUCGCUCUUCGUCAAGCACAAGAAGAAAAGCGAAGGGUACAACUAUCUGUCCCAGGAAUGCUCAAUCCACAUGAAUUACCUGAAGAAAUGCAAGAU
Messenger RNA from Iphiclides podalirius (scarce swallowtail), 387 nucleotides. Lineage: Eukaryota; Metazoa; Arthropoda; Insecta; Lepidoptera; Papilionidae. The record is from the annotation of a GenBank genome assembly.